UUUAAUGCGUUCCUUACAUCCAAACGUACCACUGUUUCAGCCUUGCAGACCGAGUCCAAAUCUCGCGGCCAAAUAAACGAGCUGCUCGCUUCGCUCUCGCCGUCCCAAGCGCCACAGACGAGAGCCCAGGCGAAAGCUCAAAAAGUCAAUGGCCCACAGAAGCUGCCUGACGUACCAGAGCUCCAGGACACCCCUAUUUCAGAGCUCACUGUCGAGAGUAUGGAGGAAGACCAGAUAUGGGCUCAGUUAGAGCUCCGUGCCCAAAACCUUACAGAUGUUUUGGAGGCUGCCCUGGAGGGAACGGGCGAAGUCCCGGAGAGCGACGAGGAGUCUUACGCCGGCUCUAUGGUGCGCACGACGCGGGGUAUCAACAUGGGCAUGGGAGGCGGGGAUGGUAUGGACAUAGAUGCGGACAUGGAUGAUAUGGAUUUUGAGGACGCGGAAGGUAGCGACAAUAUGAGCAGUCAAGACGACGAUGACGACAGCGAGGAAACGGACGACGAAGAAGAGGAAGAGGAGAAUGAAGAAGAUGAGGGAGAGGAAGAGUACGGUGAAGACGUCGCAGAGCUUCAUGACCCUUCGGACGGCGAAGGAGACAUUGAGCUCGAUGCCUCGUCACUCAAGGGGAGCAGAGCUCGCGGCAAAGGCAAAGGGAAGGGACACUCAGAACUUGACGACGGCUUCUUCAAUCUUGCCGCUUUCAAUGCCGAGACUGAAGAAGCGGAAGCACGAGCAUCGUCGGGGGGAAAGCUUGGCAGGGAUGACAGCGACGACGAGGAUGCUGACUUUGACGAGGUCGACCUGUUUGCCUCUGUUGAUGAUUUGGAGCAGGAAGAUGACGACCAAGAACCGUUAUAUAACGAUUUUUUCGCACCGCCUUCAAAGGUCGCGAUAAACGGCAAGGCUCCUGCUACCUCCAAGGCAGAAGGUAAAGCCAAGAAAGUCGGCGUCCGCUUCCAUAACGAGGUUCGUGUCAAGAGCAUCAAGGCGAAGGGCAAGAACAUGUCGCUUUCGCAGAUGUACGAGUUUGGUGAAGACGACCCUGAAGAUGAGGAAGGGAUGUCGGAGGGUGAGGACGACAGCGAAGACGAGGACGAGGACGAAGGCGAUGAUUACGAGGAAGGUAUCGGAUACGACUACGAGGGGGAGAAUCAAGAAUACGGAGAGGAGGACGAGGACAUCGAGAUGGCCUCUCAGUCUGAGGACGAAGACGACGCCACACGCGAGACAAUCGCGCGACUGAAAGACGAUCUGUUCGCGGAUGAGGAGGACGAGGAGGAAGACAGAGGCUUGUCUACCUACGAGAAGCGCAUGUCCGCCAUUCGUGAGGAGAUCAUUGCGCUCGAGACCGAGAAUGUCGCGCAAAAGCACUGGACUCUCAUGGGCGAGGCGACGACGCGGAGUCGACCACAGAACGCGCUGCUCGAGGAAGACCUCGAGUUCGAGCGCGUCAUGAAGUCAGUGCCCGUGAUCACGGAAGAGACGGUCCAGGGCCUCGAGGAGCGCAUCAAGCUGCGGAUCACGGCAAACCAGUUCGACGACGUCGUACGCAAACGCCCCGUCGACGACAAGCCAUUCCUACCGUCGCGCUUCUUCGAGCUGCAGGACACGAAGUCGAAGCAGUCGCUCGCAGAGAUCUACGAGGAUGAGUAUACAGCGGCGAAGACGGGUGGUGUCACCGGAGAGGAUCGCGACGGCAAGCUUAAGAAGGAGCACGACGAGAUCGAGAAAUUGUGGGAGCAGAUGUGCUCGAAGCUCGACGCACUCUGCAAUGCUCAUUUCACCCCCAAGGCGCCUAAGGCAAUAAUUUCUACCGUUGCCAACGUCUCGACUGCCACCAUAGAGUCUGCCCUCCCGACAACACAAGCUGCGACGACGAUGCUUGCGCCCGAGGAAGUGUUCGCACCUCAGCAGGCGCAGCUCAAGGCGAAGAGUGAGCUCACACCUGGGGAGAAGAACGUACUGCGUAAGAAGCAUAAGAAGGCGAACAAGAAAGCUCGGGUGACGCUCGAGCAGACUGCGCGGGUGUACUCGAAGGUGAAGGGUGUUGGCGACGUCAAGAAGCAGAAGGAUACAGCGCUGAAGAGUCUGGUGAAGAGCGGCAAGGGCGUGACCGUUAUCGGAAAGAAGAGCAAGGAGAGCACUUCAAAAACAAAAACAUAGCGCUGCGCUCUUGCGUGUGUCUAGCUUUCUUUCAUUACAUAUCUCAUUUCUGCCUGCCUGGCAGAUAAUACAUUCCUGUUUGCUCUGCGACUGAGCCAUGGAGUCUUCCAAUUAUAUACUAUGCAUGAAGACACGAUUGAAACCGUCCAAAAACCGUCCGAGUCUUGCGUCCCGUGACCCAACUGAAAGCAUAUAUCCUCUGGAGAUCUACUUGAUCCUGUUGAGCUGUGAAGGAGGGAAAUCAAAAAGUUGUUAACUCUAGUGAAAACACGCUUUCUCACCUUCUGCGUGUUCCUGUACAGUCUAUUGUCGAGCCCGUCUGUCUUCUCGGUAAUGCGGCCGAUACGCUCGUUCUGUUUAUCAAGCUCUUCGCCCAUAGCGGUACCCAGAGCCUUCAGCCGCUUCGUCAUGUCGGAAAUUUCUCCCAAGUUAUCAUCAAGCUCAUCCUCGAGCUCAUCGUCAGACGCAGUCGCAUCGAACUGGUAGCGCUUGCGCUGCUCUUUACGAACUGCCUGCUGCGCACCGGUCAACGCGCGACGACCAUCGAUGCCUUCCCCGUCGUCGUCGCCACGACCGUAACCAGCGGCACGGCCAAGGCGGUUCUGUGUCUCGCGGAUGUCCAUCAUCGCCUUCUCGCGCUCCUCGCGAUCCUCAUCGUAGCGCUGCUGGACUUUGGCCUCUGCUGCUGCGCGCUUCGCAUCCUUGUUGAAGGUGAUGACAGGCCGAAAGAUGGAACGAUUGAGCUGCUUCAACUCAUCCGUCUUGUCUUCCGCCCGCAUCGAGUGUCCUUUGGAAACGUCAAGGUGCCGCUCAGUGCUUGCGAGUUUCUCUGAACAAUAAAAACGCUGAUCAGCAGUCCGGGGGCGGUGCAUAGGCUGGGUGCGUACCCGACUGGUCUCCAAGCUUGCCAAGAGUGUUCCUUGCCGUCUCUUCCGCCUCGCGGGCCAGCCGCAAGGCGUUCCUAGUCGAGUUUACGCUCUCCUGCUUCGUAAAGCGUAGCUGCUGCUUGAUGCCUUCGACGUCCUCCUCGUUCUCCUCGCCCUCGGCAGGCUCUUCGCCGCCCCCGCGCGCACUAGGGCCGUCGCUGAAGAAACGUCCCGAGCCUGCUUUCUCGGGGUUGUAUCCCGCGAAGAGCUCUCCGCGAUCUUGGUUAAUGUCCUUCUCGCCGCGCGAGUAGACGUCGCCGAUGGCGUUCUGUCGGGUGUAGCGACCCUCGUAGGAUGGCUGUGGGGGAGGCGUAGAAGAAAAUUUGGCGAGGUCGCCAUCGCGACUCGCGACGUACGUGCUGGAGUUCGAGCGGUAUGAGGACGUGGGGGAGACACCAGCUCCCGGUGAUGGGCCUCGUGUGGAAAUGGGAUCAGGGACUGGGGGUAUCAGAUUCUUCUCCUUGCGCUUGAAGAAAGACAUGUUAGUGUAUCACGGGGUAGGAAGUGGGGGAACAACGAGGGUGAGACAAGGUGAGAGCGAAGGAAGACUUAGGAAAUGGUUGCAAGUUGCAACAGGCUG
This is a messenger RNA of Phanerochaete carnosa HHB-10118-sp, 3669 nucleotides long. RefSeq lists its product as uncharacterized. The coding region runs from base 220 to 2163 and encodes 647 amino acids. Gene Ontology annotation, biological process: rRNA processing. Gene Ontology annotation, cellular component: small-subunit processome; sno(s)RNA-containing ribonucleoprotein complex; nucleus. The record is from RefSeq and is a predicted model, not a curated record. The transcript is spliced from 4 exons. Lineage: Eukaryota; Fungi; Basidiomycota; Agaricomycetes; Polyporales; Phanerochaetaceae.